GCCAUCUUGUCUGAAUAUUUAGCCUCAUCCAAGGAACAUUAAUUUGAUAUCUUCGGGAUUUUGCAACCCUUAAGUUGGGAACAAGCACCAUUUGAAAGGUUUAAACCAUAACUAUGAAACCGGGUCGAGUUUGUGUGUUCGACCGAAGUCACAGCGGAGAACUGAAGUACUGAAGAUGACGCUGUCGCUCCUGAAUUACCGGCUAGCUAAGCUAACGGCUAGCAUGUCCGCCUUGGUUGUAGUCUGUCACUAGCUGACAUUUAGCUAGGUGCAGUUAUUCCGUUUGGCACUCGCACUGCAGAGGACGACUUUACAAGGGUGUAAACUUCCAUGCGGAAGGUGAGGAGGUGGGAAUGUGAGACAGUUGUUAACGGACUCAACAUGGGUAGGGGCCGAGGCAGAGGGAGAGGAAGGGGCAGGGGAUCGUCGGGCCGGCUGCGCCCCCCCUCGCCCUACAGACUGCAGCUCUCUCCAUCCAGGGAGACUUUGACGUAUGCUCAGGCACAGAAAAUAGUGGAAGUGGACCUAGAAGGACGGCUUCAUCGGAUUAACAUCACAGAUCCUCUGCCAGUUAUUACCGAGGACGAGAUGAUGGCCCAGGACAUUGCUGAGUGCAACAGCAACAAGGAGAACAGUGAACAAACGCAGAGUAAAACCAGAUCGUGGAGGAAGCCCUCAAACAGUAAAAGCAGGAAGAGUGGUAAAAAUGCGUCUCACCAGAACCAACGGUCCGGCUCCCAGCACACAGGACCUACUAAUUCCCUCCAGGAGCCGUCUCACCAAAUCCCUCUGCCCGAGCCCAUCUUUCGUGUGCUGACUUCAGUUUGCCCCUCAGAGGCAGAUCCUCUCCCAACAGCCUACUAUCGUUUCAUAGAAAAGUCAAUGGAGGAACAGGACAGUGUGGCCGAGUACGACAUGGAUGAGGAGGACCUGGCUUGGCUGGAGAUGGUUAAUCAAAAGAGGGUGUGUGACGGUCAUGCCUCAGUAUCUGCAGAUACUUUUGAGCUGCUGAUUGACCGCCUGGAGAGGGAAUCAAUCCUGGAGUCUCGCAACCAGGCUCUGUCCCAGAGCGCCGUUGACGAGGACGCUUUCUGCUGCGUCUGCCUGGAUGACGAAUGUCUGAACAGUAAUGUCAUCCUGUUCUGUGACAUCUGUAACCUGGCCGUCCACCAGGAGUGUUACGGUGUGCCCUACGUACCAGAGGGUCAGUGGCUGUGCCGCUGCUGCUUGCAGUCCCCUUCCCGUCCUGUAGACUGUGUGCUCUGUCCCAACCGAGGAGGUGCCUUCAAACAGACAAGUGAUGGACGUUGGGCCCAUGUUGUCUGUGCCAUAUGGAUCCCGGAGGUGUGCUUUGCCAACACAGUGUUUUUGGAGCCCGUUGAAGGGGUCAAGAACAUCCCUCCUGCCCGCUGGAAGCUCACCUGCUACCUGUGUAAGCAGAAAGGCAGAGGAGCAUCCAUUCAGUGCCACAAAGCCAAUUGUUACAGGGCCUUUCAUGUCACCUGCGCCCAGAAGGCCGGCCUGUUUAUGAAGAUAGACCCAGUCCGGGAGACAGGUGUCAACGGUACCACCUUUUCUGUGAAGAAGACUGCUUUCUGUGAGCAUCAUUCUCCGGUAGGGUCUCGGCGGGACGGGUCUGGAGACGAGUCAGUUGAAGGGAGACUGGUGGGGGGCAGGGGUAAUCGUGGUCAAAGGUCCUAUACUCAAAGCCCCCCGUCACCACCACCAAACAAGAAAGCUACCAAAGGCCAAAAGAAGAAGAAUACAAAAGGGUCUGGUCGGUCGACACGUCGCUCAACUGUGCCUGUGCUGCUCGUGCCUCAGAUCCCCUCUCACAGGCUGAACAAGAUCUGCACAGGAGUUGAAGUCCAGAGGAAGAAUCAGUUCAUGCAGAGGCUUCAUAACUACUGGUUACUGAAACGACAGUCACGAAAUGGGAUGCCUUUAAUUCGCCGACUUCAUUCCCAUUUACAGGCCCACAGGACUACAGAGCAGAGGGAGCCUGAUGAGAAGCUUUGUGCUGCGAGAGAGGAGCUACGAUACUGGCAAAAGUUGAGGCAAGACCUGGAAAGAGCCAGGCUUUUGGUGGAACUCAUCCGCAAGAGAGAGAGGCUAAAGAGAGAACAGAUGAAAAUUCAGCAGGCUGCUCUUGAGUUGAAGUUGACCCCUGCGUUGGUGCUUCUGCGAUCCACCUUGGACCAACUGCAGGAGAAGGACACGGCAAAAAUCUUCUCUCAGCCUGUCAAUCUAUCAGAGGUCCCAGAUUACAUGGAGUUUAUUUCCCAACCCAUGGACUUCUCCACCAUGUGUACCAAACUGGAGGGACAUGCCUAUUGCUCCAUCGCGGACCUAGAGAAGGACUUUAACCUCAUGAUCUCCAACUGCCUCAAGUACAACUCCAAGGACACCAUGUUUCACAAGACAGCCUUACAACUCCGGGAGGUGGGUGGAGCCGUUCUCCGUCACGCCCACAGGCAGUCUCAGAGCAUCGGCCUGGAUCCCAGCACUGGCAUGCAUCUCCCAGAUUCUCCGAACAAACAUGGCUUUUACAACUGUACGUGGGAUGACGUUGACUCUCUCUUGGACCCAGACAACAGACUGCACUUAACCACAGACGAGCAGCUAAAGGCCUUACUGGACAAGCUGGACAUGGUUGCAUCCAUGCGCACUAGUGGGGGUCGAACCAAGCGCAUCAGACUGCUGCGGCGAGAGAUCAACACUCUCAAACAGAAGAUGAACCAGCAGCAGCAAAACUCUCAGUCUGUGAAUGGUAAUGACAAGGAGGACAAAGUGAAGGAGGAGGAGGAGGAGGAGGAGGAGGAGGAGGAAGAAAAAAAAGAGGAGAAGGAAAAGAAAAAGAGAAAUGUUAAAAAUGGACCUUUGAAAGCCGUGUCAAACUCUGGGACAGAUGACUCUCCACCUGUGCUAGAACUCACCUGUCCAGUCUCAUCGCCGCUGCCAGGAGAUGCUCCUCUCGAACCUCCCGUCCUGGGAAUCGUACCUGGAGGGCGAAGGUCUCCUGGGCGCUCCUACAAGCGUCAGAGGUCAUCCCGCAGUGGAAGCAAAAGCCAAGGGGAAGAUGAGGCUGAAGUUGGUGAAACACCGUCUUCACAAACGGAGGCUGUACACGAGGUCACUCCGCUGGGAACACCCCCGACUCUGCCUUUGGUUGGAGUAGGUCGUCGUACGUCCGUUCUGUUUAAAAAAGCUAAAAAUGGGGUGCGAAUGGUAAAAAACAAGUCGCCACCACAACAGAACGGGAAAACGUCUGAGGGGAAAACCAACGGGCUGGACAGCACCCCUGCCACCCCAAAUUCACCCAGUGUGACCAACAACAUCACCUUACCUCCCACUCCAAACGCUUCCCCUACACCUCCCUCUCCUUCCUCACACCACCUGAGGUCCAGAGGCCCCAGCUCAGAAAGUGAAGCAGACAAACUCCCUACACCACCCAGAGAAGAAGGCCUGACAAAUGGAAAGCACACCUCUGCAGAUCAUGAUGAUGAUGACGACCAAAAACUAAACUGUAGUGUCUCCCCGCCAAAACGAAGUCGUGGUAAACCUGCAUUGGCAAAAGUUCCUAGCAGUGAGAAUGGAGACAUCUGUGGGUCUGGACAGUCUACACUUCUGUCUUCAGAUAGUGAGACCGAGCUCGGACCUCUGGACCUAGUUUGGGCCAAAUGCCGAGGAUAUCCAUCGUACCCAGCAAUGAUCGUUGACCCAGACAUGCCCCAGGAAGGGCUUCUUCACAACGGCAUCCCCAUUCCAGUGCCUCCCGUGGAGGUGCUCAAACUGGGCGAAUGGAGAGAAACGGAAGUAGGCGAAAAGCUCUUCUUGGUGCUUUUCUUUGACACCAAAAGAACUUGGCAAUGGCUCCCUCGGAACAAACUACUGCAGAUGGGGAUGGACGACACUGUAGACAAACUGCGCUUAAUGGAAGGCAAGAAGCCCAGCGUUCGCAAAUCUGUGCACACUGCAUACGACCGGGCCAUGGUACAUUUAAACCACGUGAGAGGAAAUGUAAACUUCACUCCCUCCAAUUUUAUAUAACAUUUUUUGUUGUUUUAUCAUCUUAAAACAGGCUGUCUGGAUAUAUGUAUAGAUGCUUCAUCAAUGCUGUUGAACAAAGCGUUACAGUUCCAACAGUCGAUGGUAUUUGAAGGUUUUCUGCAUAGAACUGUUGCUCUGACUUCUGAUAAUAUGGAGAGAAAAAGUGCUUGAAGACAUUUUCCUAGAUGAAUUUGUUCCAUUUAUUCCUGUAAUUUUUGUAAAAGAUUUUACAACCACUGUUGCUAUGUGUUCAUAUAAAGUUUUUAUUUUAGGCCAAAGUGAGUCAAGACUUAGCUGAGGAAAAGUGUAAAUAUGAAAUCGUCAAAAGGGAUUGUCUUGAUUCAAAAACAUAUUUAGAUUGUAUUUGCCAUUGAAAUGUCACUGUGUUUAAUGGAGUGUGAAAGUCCCACUUAAUGUUCACGUCAUAUUUGGACUCCACAGAAGUUUGGCGAUGACGGAUAUGGACCAUAAUUCAAAUUGUGCCAUCAACAAAUUAGUUUCUAAUUCUGAGUGGUAUGUAUAGAAACUUAAUUUUUUAAAAUACAUUUAAAAGGCUCCUAACUUAAAACCAUUCCUUCAGAUUUGCCCUCCAUUAAAUCACGCAGCCUUUUAGUCACCAUGGAUAUUAAACGGAUCAUAACCAAACCUGCUCAAACUAAAAGCUGCAGUGCAGCAUAACUACAUUUAACUCAUAGGAUAUGUUAUUGUUUUGAGUGUGUACACAUUUUAUUCAACAAUUCAGAGAAUUGCUCAGUGGAUACAGCAGGAUAAGUGUCAAAGAACAAUUUGAAUUACUGUUACUGGCUGCCAACGCAAUCAUUCUUCAACUUUUAGUCCAGCCAUGACGUGAUGUGUUGCAGGUGGGACUUUAGAGGUCUUUACUUAUUUUUCCAUAUUGUGAAACUGUGUUAUGAUACUAGAAUGUUGGAGUACCCGGUGCAGCUACUUGGUUAGUGAGAUGUGAAGCCGCUACAAAAAGUGAAGCUGGUUAUGUUUGUGGUUAUGACAAAGUCUACUGCGAUCACUCACUGAAGAACUUGCAAUUUGUUUGCAACUCUGGCUGAAAUGACUUGAAAAGCACAAUCAGUCCGUUUUAAAAAAAUGCUUAUAGGAUUGGUGACUCCUGGAGCCAUAUGUGGCAAAACUGCGUGUGCGUGCGUGUGCGUGUGUGUGUGUGUGUACAGUAUAUACAUAUAUGAAUACAACCUCAGUGUAGUAAAGGUGCAUGUGUAUAGUUUUGUAAAUAUGUAAAUAUAUGUUUAUAUUGGCUUACAUGAAGUAAUUUAAGGAAUGCAAAAAUCAAAUUUAGAUUUUAAUUUAUAAUUU
This is a messenger RNA of Cottoperca gobio, 5376 nucleotides long. It is a transcript of the gene brpf3a, whose product is annotated as bromodomain and PHD finger containing, 3a. Gene Ontology annotation, biological process: regulation of transcription by RNA polymerase II. The record is from RefSeq and is a predicted model, not a curated record. The transcript has 13 exons. NCBI's taxonomy places the organism in Eukaryota, Metazoa, Chordata, Actinopteri, Perciformes, Bovichtidae. Bases 331 to 4050 code for a protein of 1239 amino acids. Gene Ontology annotation, molecular function: protein binding.